AUGUGGCCGUACCUCCUAAACAUCAAAAUACAGCACGCUCAUCUUAAAUGCCAAGAUCCUGCUAGCCCAGAUGCAGAUCUACCAACAAUCAUAGUACCAAACCCCGGCACCGCCGCAUUCCGCGGCAGAGCGGUUGCACGGAGCCGAGCCACCCCGAAGCUGAGAGUGCGUGCGCUUGAGCAGCCCCAAAAUGAGCCCCAUCACUGUAUCGGCCACCUCCUCGGCCUUGCUCACGUCGACGUGGACCAUCCGGCUCAGCCCGAGGUCGGCCGCGAGGGCCGAGUCCACGGCCUAAUCAGAGGAUCCAAGGCACAUGAUCAGUUUCCAGGGUCGGAGCUGACGCUGGGCGGCGCGCGGGAGGAACGAGAGCGAGUGGAUAAGGACCGCCGCGGCCAAGUCGAUCCGCGACUCAGCCAGUCGGCUCAGUGGCACGUGCUCCACCUGCGCCACGCCGGAGAGGCAUUCCUUCUCGAGCGCCAUGUCCUCGAUGCAAUUGAGCGCGACAACCACAGGAUGUGGAUGGGUUUGAGGAGCGGUGCUACCACGACAAGACAUUGCCGCCGGAUAUAUCCUCCUCUAUCUCUACUGUAA
This is a messenger RNA of Striga asiatica, 591 nucleotides long. Lineage: Eukaryota; Viridiplantae; Streptophyta; Magnoliopsida; Lamiales; Orobanchaceae. The record is from the annotation of a GenBank genome assembly.